AUGGAAAUCAAAUGCGAACCGACCGAACACAGGCCGCCAAUCGGGUUAUCUACCGAUAAAGAUUUGGUCACAGCUGGGUCUAAAGCAGCUGAUGAUGAUACCUACGUGAUCAUGGACAAUUUAGACAAUUUUAUAGCUCCACACCGACCCCACGAGCCGCUAUACUUUGGCUGCAAACUACAGUACCGGGACGUGGUAUACAUGAGCGAUGUGGUCGGCCAUGUGCUGAGCCGGGCCGCUGUCAAACAGUUUUUUACUGCCGGUGUUACCACAGGUUAG
Medioppia subpectinata is the source of this 279-nucleotide messenger RNA. NCBI's taxonomy places the organism in Eukaryota, Metazoa, Arthropoda, Arachnida, Sarcoptiformes, Oppiidae. The record is from the annotation of a GenBank genome assembly.